Molecule: messenger RNA, 1302 nt
Organism: Mycena indigotica
Lineage: Eukaryota; Fungi; Basidiomycota; Agaricomycetes; Agaricales; Mycenaceae
Exons: 2
Coding region: 1-1302 (433 amino acids)
Source: RefSeq, a predicted model, not a curated record
AUGCUUUUUCUCCUCGCACUCACAUCGCUCGCGCCGAGAAACGACACGCUGGCAAACGCCUCGCCUGCAGAAGCUGGCUGCAACGACAUCCACAAUUGUAGGACUUUAUACGACAUCAUCUGGGGCUGCUUGGUGACCGUCUUUGCCUGUGUCUGGGUUUCGGUCCACCCAAAUGUCCCAAAACGACCCGUUAUCCCUGAACCACCCGACAACAGCUGCAUUUGGGUCCGGCUGCGCUGGCAAUGUUUCUAUGGGACAAAUGCUUUCCGGGCCCGUCUCAAACUGAUGCUGGCAGGCGUGCUCGCACCGGAGCUGAUCGUUGGGCUGGCGCUGAGACAGCGGGCGAUGGCAAUGAGAUUUGCUUCGGUCCUCAAUGUUUCGAUAACACAUGGGUUUUUCAUCUGCAUGGGUGGCUUCGUCGACAACGACGGCCACCCGCUCGUCUCUUGGCAGCAGCUCAUCGGUCGGCAGAUACCGUUUUGGGCGAUUGGUGGCACGAGUCACAGCCUGGAUGCCCUUCGUCGGAUCUCCCGGAAUGCCAUCCGCGACAAAAGCAAGGGCGACAUUUACACCAAAACCAUUGCAUUCUGCCAAGGCCUCUGGUUUAUCCUCCAGUCCCUGACGCGGCUGGUGCAGCGCCUGCCAUUGGCCCAGCUCGAGGUCGCGACGCUCGCAUUCACAGUGCUCAACGUUUUCACCUGGGUGCUGUGGUGGGACAAACCGCUGGACGUCACUGAGCCAAUCGUCAUCGAACCACAAUACAAGUCCGUAGACUCUGCGUCCAUUAGCGGCAACACGGCCCAAGUGUCCAGCCCGACCAGUACCAUCGGCACCAAGUUCCUCCGCAUCCUCGGCAUUCCCUUUCGCCAGGGCGGGGAUCCAUUCGACCCGACACUGGGAUAUGGCGUGCCCACCUUUUGGUAUGCAGCAUGGAACGAUGCGUCCUUCCAAAUGGAAGAGCGGUGUCUCUUCCAGGAGUUGCUCAUUGCGGGCCUAUUCGGUGCUAUUCAUUGCGCGGCCUGGAACGCCGCCUUCGCUUCCACUAUUGAAAUGUGGCUCUGGCGUGGCGCCGCGCUGUUGCUCGCGGUGAUUCCUCUGGCGGCUGUCGCGCUACUCUACUGUGACAUGCGGAGCUCCAGAGACUAUCCAGACUACUGGUUGCCGACAUUUAUCAAGUGGUCGCUGCUGCUUUAUGUUCCCAGUCGUCUCAUCACGUUACUCAUCCCACUAAUCACGUUGCGCACUGUUGAGCCAUCGCUUUAUGUGGAUAUUAGUUGGAGUACCUACAUUCCCCACUUGUAG